AUGGAUCCACCCGCAGCGCGACCCAUCGACAUACCGGAAAUACUUUCCGCUAUUCUCGAAGCCGCUGCCGAUCGUCCGGAGUACAUUGAACAUUGCAUCCCUACCAGCGAGCGGAUACGUGCGUCAGCGCGACUGCUCUGCAAGUAUGCACUUGUUUCGAAGCUUUGGAACGACUGCGCCACGCCUUGGCUAUGGGAGAUGCUGCCGGACCAGCUCGCCCUGCUGAAGCUCCUACCUGACGACGCAUGGACUAUGAUCGAUGGAGAUUCUCCGUCGCAGGCUUCCUUGACCUCGUCCCUGCUGACGGGUGCCGAGAAUCGGAAGUUUGAUAUGGCCAGAGAGUUUAAUCAAGAUGACUUGAAGGGCAUCCAGCGACUCGGCCGACACGUCAGAAUCCUCCGUCAUGACGAUCAUCUUUGUACCCCCACCGUCCAUCGUCUCAUACUCACUGCCUCCUCGCUGCUCAUGUGCAAGCUCGAGCGACUUCAUGUCACCAUGCACGGCUCGGUCGAGGCUUUCCAGCUAUACUCAUCGACAAUCUGGGACCUUCAGAUCUGGGUUCGAGGCGCUGAUGUCCCAAUCUUGACGGAUGUGAUCUGUCCCAAGCUCACCCACCUACUCUUGGACCUCCCCCUUCAUAGGUUCGACAACAACUUUACGGAGGCACAGCAACUAGGAUUACACUUAAUAGGCCUUUCCUCGGUCACCCACCUUUCUGUUCUCGUCGGCCUCGAUCUUGCGGGCAUCCUCGUCAUGCUUCUCGGCCAGAGUGUGUCCGUUACACACCUGCGGCUGAUGGACCCCACCUACGCGCUGAAAGACCCGUCCAGCGCGCUCGCGAUGCAGCACAUAGGCAAAACAGGCUUUAAGAACCUACGUCGCCUGCAGCUUCCGCGAGUGUGCCCGGAAUUCGCCAUGGCGCUUCUACAGUAUCUAGGGGACACGCCGCGCGAGAUCGAGAUGCUCAAGAUGCCAAUAACGCGCUUUGCCACCCGCGACGAGAUGAAGACGCUUAUUGUCGCCGUAGCCGAGCAUUGUUCCCCGACAACGUUGACCCACCUCGACAUUCUGGCAGGCGUGCCACCGACUCCUAUGUUCAAUGACCCGCCUACCCCACUGCUGGUACCCCUCGACUUCCUUCGACCGCUGUCUCAGCACCGUCUGCUAGAGGAGAUCUCCAUCGGAGAGACGGAGGGUGCCGUAGGCCUCACCGAUGACGCCUAUAGCGAGCUCGCGCAGUGGUGGCCCAAUCUCGUGCGCCUGCGCGUACCGAACGCGACAGGGACAUCGUGCACGCUGAGAACUCUUCUCGCGUUUGCUACGCACUGCAAGCAGCUACGGACGCUCACCCUCAAGUUGGACGUCCGGUCUGCAUACUUGCCGAACGAGGAGGUGGCGGUAGCUAAAACCCCAGCCCCUGCUCUCGAGCGCUUGGAGAUCAACGACGGACGCAUCGUAGUCGCUGACGAGGUCGCAGACUGCCUGACUGCGCUGUUUCCCGCCCUCACGGAGGUGGCCUAUCGUGCCGAUGAAGAACUGAUGUUUUACGACGAGGCUGCCGUGAUUUAUCGCGAAGAGGCCUGGGAUCGGGUCUCGAGGAUGUUGCGCUGGUAUCGCAGCGUCAAGAGCGGGCCUUGGACGGACUUCGAAGACUUUGAGGACGCAGUCGAUCAUCAGUAUGCAUCUUCCCGUGGUAUGCCGUUUUUCUAG
Molecule: messenger RNA, 1710 nt
Organism: Schizophyllum commune H4-8
Lineage: Eukaryota; Fungi; Basidiomycota; Agaricomycetes; Agaricales; Schizophyllaceae
Exons: 2
Coding region: 1-1710 (569 amino acids)
Source: RefSeq, a predicted model, not a curated record